UGUUAUUGAAUUUCACCAGAACAAACAAUAAUAAAAAGUAGUUUGUGUGAUAUUGAAUACUAAAGAAAAAAAGAAAUUGUACUAUUUCUAUUCAAGUGCUAAAUAAAAAACAAGAAGAGGACAACAACAGACUCACUAAUGACAAGUGUUGUAGUAAAACCAUGUUUUCGUCAAUUCGAAAAAGGGAUUCACCGUUUUAGUAUGGAGUUUUUAGCUGUCCAUCCAACCGUCACAUUAUCUAUUGUAGAUCAUUAUAACCGCAUUGCAAAAGAUAAUAAGAAACGAGUUGUGGGCGUUAUACUUGGAGAAUCCAUCGAUGGUAAAACACAUGCCACAAGUUCUUUUGCAGUUCCUUUUGAAGAAGAUUUACGUGACACGACUUUAUGGUAUUUGGAUCAUAAUUUUUUGGAAUCAAUGGCAUCCAUGUUCUCAAAAAUUAAUAAAAAAGAAAAAAUUAUUGGUUGGUACUCAACUGGUAGCCAAAUAAAAGCAUCCGAUCUUGAAAUUAAUGAAUUAUUUCGUCGUUACACACCUCAUCCUUUCUACCUUCUAGUGAACGUUCGACCUGCUACUGAUAAAGAUGACUUACCUUUUCAAGUGUACAUGGCAGACGAUAGACCCUCCAAUGAUCAAAUGUUCCGCAAAACAUUUGUUCAUAUUAACUCAAGUGUAGCACAAUUUCAAGCGGAAGAAGUUGCAGUGGAACAUUUAUUACGGGACUUGGAACAUUUAUCAUUUUCAAAAUUUACUAUAUCAGAUCGCCUUUCUGCUUUAAAAUGUUUAAAGCAAAAACUAGACGAUAUCGCAUUGUAUUUACAAGAAGUGUUAAAUGGUACAUUUCCGAUGCAUACCCGAGUCUUUAAUAACAUACAAAAUAUUUUUAACUUUAUGUCGGAUAAUAACAAUCUAGAAUUAAUUGAAGCGUUCGAUACAGAACUAACCAAUUCCAUGUUUUCCAUUUAUGCGGGUUGUGUUGUGAGAACGAUUCUAUCUCUUCAUGACUUGCUUAAAAAUAUAUUGGAAUCUCAAGAAAAUUACAGAAAUUCCCAAAAUAAAGUUGAGUCUAAAAAAGAGUUACCAUUGAACAAUGAAAAAAAAAACUAAUAAUACAUUGUUUUUAAAAUAAUCUUAAAAAAAUGCUGAUUUGGAGUUAAAAAUAAGAAUCGUUUGAUCUUUUGAUAGAAUGAGAUCAACCUGUUUUUUUUUUUUUAAAGAAAAAGGGGACCCGCUUUUUUUUUUUAAUGAUAACAAGACCAGUUUGAUUUUUUAAUAAAAUCGA
Hylaeus volcanicus is the source of this 1279-nucleotide messenger RNA. RefSeq lists its product as uncharacterized. The transcript has 8 exons. The record is from RefSeq and is a predicted model, not a curated record. Gene Ontology annotation, biological process: proteasome-mediated ubiquitin-dependent protein catabolic process. Gene Ontology annotation, cellular component: proteasome complex. Gene Ontology annotation, molecular function: metallopeptidase activity; protein binding. The coding region runs from base 139 to 1104 and encodes 321 amino acids. NCBI's taxonomy places the organism in Eukaryota, Metazoa, Arthropoda, Insecta, Hymenoptera, Colletidae.